AACCGAUUAUCACCUCCCACCCUCCGUGUAUGCUCAUUGGCUCGACUGUACACGCUCUACUACCGCAACGCAUCUUUGCCACUUCAUCGCCGCUCCUUUUCAGUGCCACCAACACAACUUGCUUCGCCCCUCGCCGCCUCGUCACCACGAUGAGCGCGCCCACCACACAGGACUCGCGCUUCGCGACGACGUCCAAGUUCGGCGACUGGCCUGCAAAGAAGGUCCGCAGUCAAUUCAUGUCUUACUUCCAGCAGCAACAUGCCCAUUCCUUCGUUCCCUCCUCGUCUUGCAUCCCCUACGACGACCCGACUCUCCUCUUUGCCAAUGCGGGAAUGAACCAGUACAAGAGCAUCUUCCUCGGCACCGUUGACCCUUCGACUAGCUUUGCGCAGCUCAAGAGGGCUGCAAAUAGUCAGAAGUGCAUUCGUGCGGGAGGCAAGCACAAUGAUCUGGAUGAUGUGGGCAAGGACACUUAUCAUCACACUUUCUUCGAGAUGCUGGGCAAUUGGUCCUUCGGCGACUACUUUAAGCAAGAAGCGAUUCCCAUGGCCUGGAAUUUGCUCACAAAGACGUACGGCCUCCCUGCUGACCGACUCUACGUCACUUAUUUCGAGGGCGACGCCAAGGCCGGCCUGGAGCCGGAUAAUGAGGCGAGGGAUAUCUGGCUCAAGGUCGGCGUGCCGGAGGAUCACAUCUUGACGGGCAAUGCGAAGGACAAUUUCUGGGAGAUGGGAGCUACGGGACCUUGCGGACCUUGCAGCGAGAUUCAUUACGACCGCAUUGGCGGACGCAAUGCUUCGCACCUUGUCAACCAAGACGACCCUGACGUUCUGGAGAUUUGGAACAACGUCUUCAUGCAAUUCAACCGUGAAGAAGACGGCUCCCUCCGCCCUCUGCCCAACAAGCACAUCGAUACCGGCAUGGGCUUCGAGCGUCUCGUCUCCGUCCUCCAGGACAAGCGCUCCAACUACGACACCGACGUCUUUGAGCCAUUGUUCGCCAAGAUCCAAGAAAUGACCAAGGCGCGCCCCUACGAGGGCAAGCUGGGCAAGGAGGACGCCGAUGGCAUUGACACGGCUUACCGCGUUGUUGCAGACCAUGUUCGCACGCUCACAUUCGCAAUGACUGACGGUGGGGUGCCGGACAAGGAUGGGCGCGGCUACGUGCUUCGUCGUAUCUUGAGGAGGGGUACGCGCUACGUUCGCAAAUACUUCCAGGUCCCCAUCGGCGACUUCUUCGCACGAUUGGUGCCCGUCGUCGUCGAGCAGAUGGGCGACUUCUUCCCUGAGCUCAACAAGAGGGUAGAGGAUAUUCAGGCUAUCCUCAAAGAGGAGGAGGAGUCCUUCUCCCGUACGCUGGACAGGGGAGAGAAGCUGUUCGAGCAAUUUGCUGCUAAGGCUAUUGAGGCAAAGCAGACUAGCUUGAGCGGAGAGGAUGUCUGGAGGCUGUAUGACACGUACGGCUUCCCCGUUGACUUGACGCUCAUCAUGGCAGAGGAGAAGGGCCUCGGCGUCAACGACGAAGAGUUUGAGAAGGCUCGCAUCGCCAGCUACGAGGCGAGCAAGGGCGUUGGCAAGAAGCAAGAGGAAGGCAUGCCCCGCCUUGAUGUGCACGACCUUGGCGCCCUUGAGAAGAUGGACUCGGUUCCGAAGACAGACGACUCGGCCAAGUACGGCAAGGGCGACGUCAAGGCGGUAGUCAAGGCCAUCUACCAGAACAAGGGCUUCCACCCAUCCUCUGACGGGCCCAACCUCGACACCAGCAAGCCCGUCGGGCUCCUUCUCGACCGAACGAACUUUUACGCCGAGUCAGGUGGGCAGCAGGCCGAUCAGGGCAGCAUUGUCAUCGAUGGUCAGGCGGACUUUGAGGUCGUGGACGUGCAGGUCUUCAACGGCUACGUCCUUCACUCCGGCUGGUUCAAGUAUGGAUCGCUGAAAGUCGGCGACGAGGUCGUCGCAGGCUACGACGAGCUGCGUCGAUGGCCUCUCCGCAACAACCACACCGCGACGCACAUUCUCAACUAUGCGCUUCGCGAGGUCCUUGGAGACCACAUCGACCAAAAGGGCUCGCUUGUUGCACCGACAAAGCUGCGCUUCGACUUCUCCCACAAGUCCGGGGUUUCCGUCCCCGAGAUGAGCAAGAUUGAGGCCAUCUCCCUCGAUUGGAUCAAGCGCAACGUGCCCGUCUACGCAAAGGAGAUGCCCCUCGAGGUCGCCCAGAAGAUCCCUGGGCUCCGCGCCGUCUUCGGCGAGUCGUACCCGGACCCUGUGCGCGUCGUGGUGCUCGAGUUCGACCCGAACGACAUUGAGAAAGACAUCGAGAAUCAGAAGUGGGCCAAGAGCAGUAUCGAAUUCUGUGGAGGCACCCACGUCGAGAAGACGGGUGAUAUUGCCCACUUUGUCGUCGUUGAGGAGGGAGGCAUCGCCAAGGGAAUCCGUCGCAUCGUAGCCGUCACGGGCGAAGAGGCUGCCGCCGUCACUCGAGUAGCGGACGAGGCUUCUGCUAAGCUGGCCUCGGUUGUUGCCAUCCAGAACAAGAGGGAGAAGGACACGGCACUCAAGGCCUUCAGCUCGGAGCUUGCCAACCUCGAGAUCUCCGUUCUUCGCAAGGCGAAGUUGAACGACGACUUCAACAAGGCCCGUAAGGCACACGACGCCGAGAUGAAGAAGGUGGAGAAGGAGCAGGCUACCCUCGUCACCAAGGCUGUCGAGGCGCAGUUUGCGCCUGGUGGUCCUGGAGAGGGCAAGGGCUACUGGAUCGCUAAGCUCGAUGUUGGUGCUAAUGCCAACGCUCUUCGCGCGGGAGCGGUUGCGGCGAAGAACCUGGGCAAGGCCGUCUACCUCUUCAGCGAGGAACCUCUGCCUGGCCACCCAGUGGUUGCUGACGGUGCCGCGGUGAAGGCCAAGGUGCCCCACGUCAACUUUGUGCCCAAGCAUGACCUUGACAAAGGACUGGAUGCGAGGGAGUGGGCCGAUUUGGUCACACAUUCGAUUGGCGGCCGAGGCGGUGGCAAGCCGGAUGGCGCCCAGGGUGUUGGUGAGGAUGGUGGGCCCGCGAUCGAUGAUGCGAUUGCGGCUGCGGAGCGCUUCUACUUGAUGAAGACGACGGAGAGUGGGAUGCCGAGGCAGUAAGCGGGGCUUCGCGCUACG
Messenger RNA from Jaminaea rosea, 3149 nucleotides. RefSeq lists its product as hypothetical. Gene Ontology annotation, biological process: alanyl-tRNA aminoacylation; tRNA modification. Bases 150 to 3131 code for a protein of 993 amino acids. The record is from RefSeq and is a predicted model, not a curated record. Gene Ontology annotation, cellular component: mitochondrion; cytoplasm. The transcript is spliced from 3 exons. Gene Ontology annotation, molecular function: ATP binding; aminoacyl-tRNA deacylase activity; nucleic acid binding. Lineage: Eukaryota; Fungi; Basidiomycota; Exobasidiomycetes; Microstromatales.